Molecule: messenger RNA, 1844 nt
Organism: Capsella rubella
Lineage: Eukaryota; Viridiplantae; Streptophyta; Magnoliopsida; Brassicales; Brassicaceae
Product: xyloglucan 6-xylosyltransferase 2
Exons: 2
Coding region: 197-1579 (460 amino acids)
Biological process (GO): xyloglucan biosynthetic process
Cellular component (GO): trans-Golgi network; membrane; endosome
Molecular function (GO): UDP-xylosyltransferase activity; xyloglucan 6-xylosyltransferase activity; hexosyltransferase activity
Source: RefSeq, a predicted model, not a curated record
UCCAAAAACUCAAAAAUCUCUCCUUCUCUUCUCAUUCUCUUCUCUUGCGUCUAGUUAGUAACUUUUAAUUUUAACAGUGUUAUCAAAUUCGAAUCUCUUACAUUAAUGGAAACUCAGAUCUUCUCUUAAUAAACACACUCACAUACACAAAAGCACAGAUCUUUACAAGAGCAUCUCUAAGAAGAAAGAAGAGAAGAUGUUUGAGAGGUGUUUGGGAGCUUACCGGUGCCGGAGAAUCCAAAGAGCUUUACGCCAACUAAAGGUAACGAUUCUCUGUCUCGUUCUCACCGUGGUUGUCCUACGCAGCACCAUCGGCGCCGGUAAAUUUGGUACACCGGAGCAAGAUCUCGACGAGAUCCGUCAACAUUUCCACGCACGCAAACGAGGUGAGCCUCACCGUGUCCUCGAAGAAAUCCAGACCGGAGGUGAUUCUACCGGCGACGGUGGUGGUAACUCCGGCGGGAGUAAUAACUACGAGACCUUUGACAUCAACAAGAUAUUCGUAGACGAAGGUGAGGAAGAGAAACCCGACCCGAAUAAACCUUACACUCUCGGACCCAAGAUAUCAGAUUGGGAUGAACAGAGAUCUGAUUGGUUAGCUAAGAACCCUAGCUUCCCCAAUUUCAUCGGACCUAACAAGCCGCGUGUUCUUUUGGUUACUGGUUCGGCGCCAAAACCAUGUGAGAAUCCUGUCGGUGACCACUAUCUUUUGAAAUCCAUCAAGAACAAGAUCGAUUACUGUAGGUUACACGGGAUUGAGAUCUUUUACAACAUGGCUCUUCUCGAUGCGGAGAUGGCUGGUUUUUGGGCAAAGCUUCCAUUGAUUAGGAAGCUUUUGUUGUCACAUCCUGAGAUUGAGUUCCUUUGGUGGAUGGAUAGUGAUGCUAUGUUUACUGAUAUGGCGUUUGAGCUUCCAUGGGAGAGGUAUAAAGACUACAAUCUGGUGAUGCACGGAUGGAAUGAGAUGGUUUAUGAUCAGAAGAACUGGAUUGGGUUGAACACUGGGAGUUUCUUGCUUAGGAACAAUCAAUGGGCGCUUGAUCUGCUUGAUACUUGGGCUCCUAUGGGUCCUAAAGGGAAGAUUCGUGAGGAAGCUGGUAAGGUUUUGACCCGUGAGCUCAAGGAUAGGCCCGUGUUCGAAGCUGAUGAUCAGUCUGCAAUGGUUUAUUUGUUGGCUACUCAGCGAGACGCUUGGGGAAAUAAGGUAUACCUGGAAAGCGGAUACUAUCUUCACGGUUACUGGGGGAUUCUCGUGGACCGAUAUGAAGAAAUGAUGGAGAACUACCACCCUGGUCUAGGCGAUCACAGAUGGCCAUUGGUAACUCACUUUGUCGGUUGCAAACCGUGUGGGAAAUUUGGGGAUUAUCCGGUUGAACGGUGCCUGAAACAAAUGGACAGAGCCUUUAACUUUGGGGAUAACCAGAUUCUACAAAUCUAUGGUUUCACUCACAAAUCUUUGGCUAGUCGCAAAGUGAAGAGAGUGCGAAACGAGACUAGCAAUCCGCUGGAUAUGAAAGACGAGCUUGGGUUGCUUCAUCCCGCGUUUAAGGCGGUUAAGGUACAAAACAAUCAAGUUUGAAUGGGAUCUUCGUCUAGGAUUUGUGUUUUGUUUCUUGCUAUAUUUAAUGUCUUGCGUCGUCUUUGGUUGUUGUUGUACUAAGAUGGAUGAUGAUAAAAGUAAUGUGCAGAGACAUCAGUUUAUUCAUUGGUUUUACUUUGUCUCUACGUCUCUAGGGAGUUGUAUAACGAAAUCAAAAUGUUGCCUUUCUUCUUUGUAAUCCAUUUUAGAACUUGAGAUUUUGUAGCUUCAUGGAUCAAUAAUAAUCUAUGUUAAUUCAAGACCA